CUACAAAGUCUCUAUAAAGUCAAUUAUUUAUUACAUAACAAUUUAAUUAAAUGUGAUACUUUUCGUAACUCAAUUCUUAUAUUAUUGAUUAAAAUUCAUUUAUUAUUAACUACAAUAUUCAUCAUCUCAUCAAUUUGUAAUUUUGUAUUAAGCAAAGAUUCCAUAAGGUCAGUUAACUUUACAUUAAAAUUCGAUCAAAUGCAAUGCUUUGCUCUACCUUAAUUUUAUUAUUAGAUCACAUAUUAUGUAAAAUUUACAUACUAUCAUUCUAUAACAAUUCUAUAAAUUAUGAAUAUAUUACAUAAAUAUUUUGGAGGAUAGUUAUUUUUUAUUAAUCAAUUUAACAUGCUAUAAGUCGGAAUGAGAUUAGGUGCUAACCUCUUAAGGGGUUAGCACUUAGCACCAUACUAACUACUCUAACAACCAUUAGAUUAGCAUAAUAAUCCUAGGGUCAGAAUUAACUCAAGGAUAUUUUAGUCAACAAUUAUACAAACCCUAAUAUAAAUACUCCUCUUUCUGCCUGUUUUCACAUUUACGGUUUCCUAUCUCAAUCUCUCAGUCACGGUUUGUCGCCAAAACCUAGAAAAGUCAAAUCAGGGUGCUUGCGAGCGGAGGGAGGCGCUAAAGCCGGCGGGGAGGGUGUUUCCAUCGGUGGACUGGGAGAUGUUGGCAGCGACGACUCUUUUCAAGUUUACAACCGCCUUGGUGCUCUAUCACCAGUUUCGCGUCAUCGAUCCUGGGGAAAGGCGUUCCUUCUAGCUGCCUCGUCCUUCCGGUUCAAGGCCACCACCGCCUAGAUCUGGGGCUCCGAUAACAGUUUCGCCUCCGAUUGAUCCAUUCUCCCUCCUCCUCGAUCGUCCACUGCCCUGUUUCUCCUCCCGCAAUCGGCGCCUAUUCGGAGGAAGCAACAAAUAUGCAUGUUGAAGCAACACAUAAAGAAGCUACUGCUUUGUCCUCGUAGUGAUUCCAUAAGGUUUUGAUGAAUUUUCAUUGUAACUGCGGUGAUUAGUUAUCAAAUAUGGGGGCAGGAUACUAGGCUAACCCCUAAAGGGGUAGUGAUUUUCGACACCCUCCUUUUGAUUGGUCACUUAUCCAUUUAAUCAUUUGGUAAGUUGUAUUAAUGAAAGUUGCUUUUUAUUUUAUUUAUUGUAAUCUUGUAAAUUGGGAAAGCCUUAAUUGUGAUAAUAAUUAUGAAUGGGGAAGGAGAAAAACGUUGGAGGAGGAAAGUGCCUUUUCAGCUCCUAUAUUCCUCAUAUUCCCUCCCGAAAAAAUAGCACCCAUUUCUCUCCUCUGCAGAACUUGACGGUGGCCCUCUCCUCUGCAGAAAUCGAUGGCGGCCGGAAACCAUCGAGUUGCUCGCCGACGGUGGGAUCGCCUUCGCCGGCCGGAAACCCUCUCCCGACGUCUUCUCAGUCCAGCAAAGCCUCCCUCCGGCGGUCCACAACCUCCGUUCCGCCGACCCUCUCCCGUCCCUCUGUUCCCCUCGAGUCUCCUCCUAUCUCCAGCUGCCGCCAUCCUGGGAUCGCCUCUGACCUACCUUGUGGAUUGCUCGCACCAGUGGAGUGGUACGUGUACCAGUGGAGUGGUACGUGUACCAGUGGAGUGGUACGUGUACCAGUGGAGUGAUAUUUGUAUCAUUGAAGUGGUACUGCAUUGUUGCUCCGUUAUUGUUUAUCAUUGUUAUGAAAAAUAUCAUUGCACUGGUAUUGUUCUCACUCUAACCUACCUUGUGGAUUGCUCGCACCAGUGGAGUGGUACGUGUACCAGUGGAGUGGUACGUGUACCAGUGGAUUGGUACGUGUAAUUAAUGUACCAGUGAGAGAAAUUAAUUAUGUAAUUAAUGGGGGUGAUUUCGUUUUUCCCCAUAUUCUUUCUCUUUUCCAAUGUGGUGAGAGACCCCAAAUUACAAGAUAAAAAAAAAAUAAAAAACCAGUUUAAUUAAUACUUGCCAAUGAUUGGAAAUAAAAUUGGCCAAUCAUAAAGGGGGUGUCAAAAAUCACUACCCCUUUAGGGGUAGUCAAACUAACCGAUCCCUCAAAUAUGCCUCAUAAUCUAUUACGAAAGAGACAUAGAUAUGUGUGUUGAUUAUUUGUGAUUAUGUUUGUAGGUAUCAGUGCAAUUGCGUUGAUUAGUGAUUUUGUUGUUAUGAUUCUUAUUUGUAGAUAUUAGUAUGUCGCAUUGAUUCUGAUUGUAAUAAUUGAUUUAUGUUAACUAUUAGUAGUGUUUUGCUUAUUUGUAGUAGUAUUUUUUUAAUUUGUAAUACUGAUUUAUUUUUUUAGUUGUGAUUCUUACUUAGUUACUUAGACAAUUACUACUCUUAAAAUGGUGAAACACUACUAAUUAAGUUAAAACAACUACUACACCUACAAAAACACUACUACAAGUCACCAAAACCGCUACUAACCGUACAUCUAUGAGAGAGACGAAAGAAAUAUGAUAAACUUUUAUUUUAUCCAUUAAAUUUAAUAUAUGAGAAUACCAAAUAUACCCUUCAUUAUUCUCCACCCUCAGACUUAUUUGAAUAUAAUAAAUGGAGAUUAGAGUGGUUAGUAUGGUGCUAACCCCUAACACCGUUACUUGUCCCGCUAUAAGUCUUACCGCCGCGAAGCGCGGCCAAAAAACUAUUUUUUUUUAAACAGAGAUACAAACAAACACAGCUAAUAUGAAAGCUAUCGAAAACCAGAAUUGUAGAAGCAAGAUCUAUCUCUACACGUAAUAAACGCACCAAUUCUAUAAUAGGUCCCUAAAAUGCUUGCAACACUGAGUGUAUUGCGACGAAAAUGCGUACGGAGUACGGACCAAUAUAAUCACCCUUUCUUCCAAGUCCGUACGUCAAGUAUGACAAGCAGGUUCUGAACAAAUUAUUGUCUUUCAUAUAUAAAAAUGAUAUAUAUACCCAACAGAGAAUUGGAACAAAUAUUAGGAGGCAAAAAAAAGAAGAUCAUGGCUUCCACAGGCUCUGCAAAACCAAUCAUCCUAUUCCUCUUGCCGUUUAUUGUAACCACUGGUCCUCUAUUGUUCUGGACAACGGUCUCAUCAGUAACCGCCGUGGCACCAAAAAACAUAAAAACUGGUAGAAUUCCGGCAGUUUUUGUAAUGGGGGAUUCGAUCCUUGACACUGGAAACAACAACUACAUCGUAACUAUGUCUAAAUUCAACUUCCCUCCCUACGGAAAGAACUUCCCGGGAAAAAUACCCACCGGCAGGCCCUCAGACGGACGGCUCAUUUUGUAUAAAAGGUUAUUGGUACG
This is a messenger RNA of Linum trigynum, 3251 nucleotides long. The record is from the annotation of a GenBank genome assembly. NCBI's taxonomy places the organism in Eukaryota, Viridiplantae, Streptophyta, Magnoliopsida, Malpighiales, Linaceae.